Molecule: messenger RNA, 2064 nt
Organism: Condylostylus longicornis
Lineage: Eukaryota; Metazoa; Arthropoda; Insecta; Diptera; Dolichopodidae
Product: major royal jelly protein 1-like
Exons: 3
Coding region: 123-1649 (508 amino acids)
Cellular component (GO): extracellular region
Source: RefSeq, a predicted model, not a curated record
UACUAGUUGCAAAUAUAAAAUACUAAAUUAGUACUUUAAGUAUUGAGUACUAAAUUAAUAUUUAAAUAAAAACAUUUCUAUACCACCAAUAAAUCUAGUGAUUUUAAAUAAAAUAAAAAACCAUGAUACGGUUAAUGUUAAUAUCAUGUAUUUUCUUGAAUACAAUUAAUAGUCAAAUAACAUUAGCCCAAUAUUAUUAUCAUAAUCCGAGAGCAUUAGCUAAAUCCUAUAUACAUCAAGUACGUUAUUUUGGACCUACCGUUCAACAUAUACAUUUAGAUCAAAGACAUAUAGAAGAAAAUCCUGCAGAAAAAAAUAUACAAUUUUUAUCACAAAAUGAUUUAUCAGAACCGAAUUUAGGACAAUUUAGACCAUCGUCAAUAUAUAACAGAUUACCAUUACAAUUUCCGCAAUCACAACUACCAUCAUUACCACCACCACCACCUCCACCCAUACGUAUGUGUCCGCGUUCUAGAAGAGGACUUGAUUUAGUUUAUGGAUGGCGUGAUAUAGAAUUUUUAUUUCCAACUCGUUAUGAAUAUGAAAAUGCAAUACGUAAUCGUUUUUAUGUUGAACGUGCUGGUAAUCCAAUUGAUGUUGCUGUUGAAUAUAAAAAUAAUGGUAAACGUCGUGUAUUUGUAACAAUACCACGUUUUCAAGAUGGUGUACCCUUUUCAUUAGCAUAUGUUUCGGAUACAAGAAAUGGUCCAAAAGGACCAGCACUUGUACCAUAUCCAAAUUAUUAUUGGCAUUCAACAACACAUCGUGGUUUAAAUUGUGAAGGUAUAACAUCAGCAUUUAGAGUUGCGAUUGAUCCAUGUAAUCGUAUGUGGGUAAUUGAUUCAGGACGUAUAGGUGAUAUACAAUAUUGUCCACCGCAAUUAUUAGUUUUUGAUUUAACAACAGAUACAUUAUUCCAUCGUUAUAAAUUUCCAAAUAAUGUUUAUAAAUCUGGUCAAUCAUUAUUUAUUACACCGAUUGUAGAUACACGUGAUCCACCACCAGUUGGUCAUUGUUUAAAUUCAAAAGUAUAUAUUGCUGAUGUUACUGCAUAUGGUUUAAUUGUAUACGAUUCAAUGCAAGAUGAUUCAUGGCGUAUUGAACAUGAAACAAUGAGAUCAUCUGAUCAAUUUUCAAAUAUAACAAUUGCUGGUGAAAGUUUUAUGUUACAAGAUGGUAUCUUUGGUAUGUCUGUAACACCACAUGAUGGUGGUGAAAGAUUUUUAAUAUAUCAUCCAUUAGCAAAUAAUAUUGAAGUUAUGGUACCAUUAAGUAAAUUAGAUAAUAAAUCAUUAUGGAGAAAUCCAAAUUCAAAUGGAAAUAUAUUCCAAGUAAUUGGUAGAAGAAAUGAACAAGCAUCAGCACAAGCAAUUGAUAGUCGCGGUAAUUUAUUCUUUGGAUUAGUUAAUUCAAUUGGUAUUGGUAGUUGGAAUUAUAAGAGCCCAUGGAAUGGUAAUAGUUCAGCUGUAUAUAUAAAUCCAGAAACAUUACAAUUUGCAAGUGGUUUAAAAAUUGUUAAAAAUCAAAAUAAUCAAGAAGAAUUAUGGAUUAUGACAAUUCGUUUUCAGAAAAUAAUGGCUGGAACUCUGAAUACAAAUGAAAUUAAUUUCCGUAUACAAAAAACUUUGGUCAACAAUUUGAUUUGUUAAGCAUCCUGGAGAAUUAUUUUAACUGCUGCAUUCUAAAUUAUAGUGUACUUUAGCACUCUAAUUAAGAUUCAUUUUGUAAUCAAUUUCUAGUUUUAUAGAAAAGCUUUAAAAAAAAAAAAAUUAAAAUUGUAAUACUUUUGUAAUUUGUUUUAGUAUAAAAAAAACAAAAACAAUAUGUAUGUUUGUAAAUAUAAAAAUUAAAUUUAAUUAUUAAUGAAAUUUUACAUGUUUAAGAAACACUUGAUAUAGCUAUUUUUGAAAUUUUUUAGAAAAAAAUUGCAAUUCUAUUUAGAGUAAAAAAAAUUUUUAUAUAAAACAUGUAGUAUGAAAAAAUCACCAUCUAUACUAUAAAAUCUAGUUAAAUCAUUAAAAAAAAAAAUAACUACUUAGUUGUGUACUUGUAUAUGUAUCAUUU